GUAUAACUAACAACCCACACUCACACAUGCCAUAUCUACUCUCUAAAUUAAUAGCCAACUGUUUAUCGUUUUCUUCUCUCUAAUCAAUACUGCAACUUCUGUAAUAACCCUAUUCUCCGAAGCAAUGGAUAGCAGCAGAAACAACAAUUAUGGACGCGGCCGUGGUCGUGGCCGUGGGAAUUACCAGAAUCAAGAGAGCGGCGGAAGAGGGCGGGGUUCUCAAAAUCACAGCCGGCCUCCAGUUCAGGGGAAUCAGCCCCAACAACCUCACCAUGCGUCCGGCUACAGACCGCCGCAGACGACGGCACCGCAACUGCCUCAUCAACCCGUCGUUGGCGUUGCUACUGCAAGACCCAACGCGUGGGUGCGGGGCCCACCUUCUCCUACUCCUCCCCCAUUUCAGGCGACGCAACAACCUCAACACCUCGGUGCUGCAAGACCAAACCCGUGGACUCAGAGGCCGUUGGGCCCAUCUCCUCCACGUCAUACGCCUCCGCAGCCAUCUGCUGUCGAUCUUGACAUUCAAAAGGUCAAGAUUUCAGAAGAGAAGCCCGUGUCAUCUUCAUCCGAAAACAAAGAUAAUCAGAUUCAGCCAAUCAAAAGGCCUGAUAAAGGUGGGAUGCUUUCCAUCAGGUCCAUCCCACUUCUUGCCAAUCAUUUUCCGGUCAAUUUCAAUCCACAGAACACCAUUUUCCAUUACGAUGUCGAUGUGAAGCCCAUGUCGUCAUCGCCUAACGACAGUAAGCUCACUAAGAAGAAACUCAGAAAAUCCGAAUUGCGUUUCAUCAAAGACCAGUUAUUUUCCGGUGAGGACCAAUUGAAGACAGCUUAUGAUGGCGAGAAGAGCAUCUUCAGUGCAGUUCCUUUGCGUGAAGGACAGUUUCAGGUGGAUAUUUCUCAAGGUGAAGAUGUAAGGAGCGGCUCGUAUACGUUCGUUAUCAAACUUGUGAACGAACUGAAGCUAUCGAAGCUGAGAGACUACCUUAGAGGAAACCUCUCUUAUGUUCCUCGUGAUAUAUUACAAGGGAUGGACUUGGUAAUGAAAGAGAAUCCUUCUAGAAAGAGAAUCACAGUCGGUCGAAGUUUUUUCUCUCCCGAAUUCCGGAGCCGUGACGACUUUCGUAACGGACUCGCUGCAUACAGAGGGUUGCAACAGAGUUUGAAGCCUACUUUGCAGGGUCUUGCUCUGUGUUUGGACUACUCUGUUUUAGCAUUUCGAAAGCCGUGGCCAGUGAUGGAGUUUCUCAAAGAGCAUUUUAAAGGGUUUCAAGUGCAAGAUGUAAAAAAGUCACGACGAGCUGUCAACGAUGCUUUGAGAGGGUUGAAAGUGACGGUUACACACCGUCGCACGAAGCAAAAGUAUACUGUUGCAGGGCUAAGUGAAGAGGACACCUGUGAUAUUUACUUUGAUCUUGUUGAUGUGGAAGGCAAGAACCCUCCUCAAAGAACUAGCCUUGUUAAGUAUUUCAAGGAAAAAUGGGGUAAGGAUAUUGUGUACCAGAAUAUACCUUGCUUGGAACUUGGCAAAGGUAGUAAGUCGAACAAAGUACCGAUGGAGUUCUGUGUGUUAGUCGAAGGGCAGAGGUACCCGAAGGAGAAUCUGGACAGAAACACGGCUGUGCUUUUGAAAAACAUAUCACUUGCGGAUCCUGGUGACAGAAGGGACACAAUAAAUGAGAUGGUGCGGAGUGAUGAUGGACCUUGCGGGGAUGUUGCUAGAAAUUUUGGAUUUCAGGUUGAUAGAAACAUGACAAAGGUUUCAGGCCGUGUUAUCGGUUCGCCCGAUUUGAAAUUAGGAGCUCCACGACCCGUCAAAGUGGACGCAGUAAAGUGUCAGUGGAACCUUCUCGGAAAAUCUUUUGUCGAUGCAAAACCAAUCGAGCGUUGGGCUCUAUUAGAUUUAACAGGUGGCGAUCGAUACAAGCUGCAAGAACACACUUUUAUCAGCAAUCUGAUUGGCCGGUGCAGAAGCCUCGGUAACCGCAUUGAGGAACCUGUUGUGUACCGUUUGGCUCGAAUGUCUGACCUGUCUUCCAUCAACAGAGUCGAAAAGCUUCUCAAAGGCAUUAUGGAAGAAUCGAACAAAAUCAGUGAAGGGAAGUUGCAGUUGAUUGUUUGUGUAAUGACCAAAAAGGACCCGGGCUACAAGAAUCUCAAGUGGGUUUCCGAGACAAAACUCGGUGUGGUGACUCAGUGUUGUCUUUCCGGUUCUGCCAGCAAACCGCAGGGGCAGGACCAGUAUUUUGCCAACCUCUGUCUGAAAAUCAAUGCUAAAUUAGGUGGCAAUAAUUUCGAAGUGGCGGGAAACUUUACCCAUUUCGAUGCGAGAGAUCAUGUGAUGUUUAUAGGAGCUGACGUGAACCAUCCUGCACCUAUGAACUCGUCUUGCCCCUCCAUAGCUGCAGUUGUGGCGACCGUUAACUGGCCAGCUGCAAAUAAAUAUGCAGCCAGAGUUAGCCCACAGAAACACCGCUGUGAAAAGAUCGAAAAUUUCGGAGCAAUGUGUUUGGAUUUGGUCAACACAUACGCCAAAUUUAAUAAAGUCAAGCCGAAGAGAAUCGUGGUGUUUCGUGAUGGUGUUAGUGAGGGGCAGUUCGAAAUGGUCCUAAGUCAGGAGCUGUUGGAUUUGAAGAACUCGAUUUAUGACGGUGAUUAUCAGCCGUCGAUCACUCUCGUUGUUGCUCAGAAGCGUCACCAGACGAGGCUUUUUAUCGAUAAUGGAAACAGCGGGGGUAGAAUCGGAAAUGUACCUCCUGGAACUGUUGUGGAUACGAGGAUUGUGCAUCCGUUCGAUUUUGACUUUUAUCUGUGCAGCCACUAUGGAGCUCUUGGAACGAGCAAGCCUACUCAUUACUAUGUGCUUUGGGAUGAGAAUUCGUUUACUUCUGACCAAUUGCAGAAGCUUAUAAACGACAUGUGCUACACAUUUGUUCGGUGCACUAAACCCGUUUCGCUUGUGCCACCUGUCUACUAUGCUGACCUGGUUGCUUACAGGGGAAGAAUGUUCCAAGAGGUUGCUAUGGAGAAUCAAUAUGAUUCGUCUAAUGCUGCGUUUGACCAGAGUUUCUACAGCCUGCACCCGGAUUUGGAGAACUUUAUGUUUUUCGUUUGAGUGGGGACCUCGACUUUGGCCAAGGUGUUAUGAUAAUACAGUGGCCAUUUUCGCAUGUUCAAUCUCCUUUUGCUAUGGAUAGUGAAGGAGUUUGUGCGUGAAUCUAAUGGGGUUUUGAUUCAUGUUUUUCUUCUUUCUUCGAAAACCUAACAUGAAUCGGCCUCCAUCAGUGUUUUAAUGCUUUUUUGUUGUUUGUUUCUACUGUGUGUUGUUUGUUUGUUUUUUUUUUUGUUGUUGUUUGUUUCUACUGUGUUGUGUUGUUUACUGUGUGAGUGUGGAUUUGUUUGUCAUUGUAUUUUCUAUUUCAGUCUGGAAUUUUGUGUGUUGAAUAAAAGGUGUGACCCUUUGUUUGAAUAUU
Molecule: messenger RNA, 3470 nt
Organism: Erythranthe guttata (spotted monkey flower)
Lineage: Eukaryota; Viridiplantae; Streptophyta; Magnoliopsida; Lamiales; Phrymaceae
Product: protein argonaute 2
Molecular function (GO): RNA binding; protein binding
Source: RefSeq, a predicted model, not a curated record